AUGAAUAUAUCCAACGACCUGGAGUCGAAUUCUACAGAAGAGAUGGACAGCUGGAUCUCCCAGUACUGUUCAAUCUUUGGCCAUGAUUACUUUGUUGAGGUUGCGCCUGAGUUCAUCGAAGAUGACUUCAAUCUGACGGGACUCAGCUCCAUAGUUCCGUUUUAUAGAGAGGCGCUGGAUGUGAUUUUGGACCUGGAACCAGAAGUGCCGAUCAAAGUUUCGAACGUUCCACUGGUGGAACAUGCUGCCCAAUUGUUGUACGGGCUGAUCCACGCCCGGUACAUCUUAACUAAACAAGGAUAUCAUUUAAUGGCUGAGAAAUACGAACAAAAAGUGUUUGGAACAUGUCCACGCUACUAUUGUGAAGGAAUGCGUCUUAUACCAAUGGGAAGAUACGACCAGAGCGGAAUCGAGACCGUCAGAUUAUACUGUCCAUGUUGCAACGAUAUAUAUCUGCCUUCGUCGUCACGCUAUUUGAACAUUGACGGAGCAUUUUUCGGAACUUCUUUUGCCGGCCUAUUUAUCAAGAUGUUCCCUGAAAUCGAAAGACAGUGUCAACAGCGGCCCAGUAAACAAUAUGAGCUCAAGCUGUUUGGAUUCCGCAUCAACGAACAAGCCCCAUCCGGCCCCCGCAUGAAGUGGCUCAGACAAAUCCCAAAGUCUGAGACCGAGGUUGAAGAGUUCGACCGGUGCGAGUUCGAGCUUCCCCAAGACGAUUACAAAGAAGAAGAUGAGCGCGACGAACAUGACGGAAGUGAGAGCGUCAUGAGCAUAGCUCGAGAUGAAUAG
Ogataea philodendri is the source of this 789-nucleotide messenger RNA. RefSeq lists its product as uncharacterized. The record is from RefSeq and is a predicted model, not a curated record. Gene Ontology annotation, molecular function: protein kinase regulator activity. The transcript has a single exon. Gene Ontology annotation, cellular component: protein kinase CK2 complex; cytoplasm. NCBI's taxonomy places the organism in Eukaryota, Fungi, Ascomycota, Pichiomycetes, Pichiales, Pichiaceae. Bases 1 to 789 code for a protein of 262 amino acids.